GUCGGCCGGCUGCUCGAAGAACUUCUAGCCUUAAAAGCAGAGAUUCCACUAGUGAAAGUGUUUGACUGAUCUAAGAAAAUCAAGAAUAUUCUUUCUGUAAAGUCUGAUACAAUGUCUGCCCCUAAAGGACCUUUCCGCCUCGUCACUGUCAACACUGCUCCCGAGAGAGCCAAGCGGCUUAUCGGCCGGAUGGUCGAGGCUCUUAAGGACCGGUAUACCAUCAUCUACGAGGCAAACUGCGAAACAAUCGAAGAAGUCGGACCCAAGGUGGAGGCGUUAAUGCCUGAUGUUUUGUUCAGUGCUUCUAUGUGGACCGAUGAGCAGGCGCAACAGAUUCGCUCCAUUGCGAGAGGAAUCAAACCUGACAUUAAGACCCAUGCCAUCCCCGAAGGAUUGCAAGUAGAGCGGGGUCCUGACGCUAUCGUUGAAUAUCUCUGCGAGAAGGUCCCACCUCUUUUGGAUGCUUAAGGUGCGAGCUAGGUAUACUAUGGGGCUUUAGAAAGGCGCCAUAGAUGUGUUUUGCCGGAGCCGAUGAUAUCCACUCUGUAUAUAUACUUGCAUUGUGACGAUGUGAUAUGAUAAACUACAACCCAACAAUAGAGUCCUAAA
This is a messenger RNA of Aspergillus pseudonomiae, 609 nucleotides long. RefSeq lists its product as uncharacterized. The record is from RefSeq and is a predicted model, not a curated record. NCBI's taxonomy places the organism in Eukaryota, Fungi, Ascomycota, Eurotiomycetes, Eurotiales, Aspergillaceae. Bases 112 to 468 code for a protein of 118 amino acids. The transcript is spliced from 3 exons.